Suillus subalutaceus is the source of this 694-nucleotide messenger RNA. RefSeq lists its product as uncharacterized. The record is from RefSeq and is a predicted model, not a curated record. Bases 1 to 600 code for a protein of 199 amino acids. The transcript has a single exon. Lineage: Eukaryota; Fungi; Basidiomycota; Agaricomycetes; Boletales; Suillaceae.
AUGGAUGCUGAUGGGUACUACGUGGUCCGCUAUUGGAAUAUGUAUUUCAAAUCACACCACGGUUCUGGGGGUCAUCCAGAGGGGCUUGGCUUAAAGGUGCUUCAACUCAUACGACAGCCCAAUGCCAUUGCGACCUAUCGACAGGCGUUUGGAGAAAUGCUGGAUGGGUUGAAGAGUCCUUCGCAUUCUCUAUUACUGAUAGAAAAUGGUGAUGAUUUUGACUUGAAGCCCGGACCCUCCUGGCAUUGGCCAGAAACUUACGAUUGGAACUAUGAAAUCGAUCUUGAUCGCAAUAUCUUCCACGUGUGUGGCAUGCCUUUCUUCUCCUUGGAAUGCCUUCCAGAUGAUAACACUUUUAUCCAAUACAUCACCCAUGUGUCCGAAGAAGAAGCCGUCGAUCGUAUCUCCAAAGAUCAUUACGGCCACACAGCUUGCUCAUUGAGAUGCCCCCCUGAGCACAAGUACAAGAAGCCCCCACCGCCAGUUGUGGACAAUUCUGACCUCGUGACGUACCAGUCUUUGAUGUGCACUGGAUCUCAGGUGGCUUUGAGCGAUUUGCUCGCCAAAAGUGACAUCUUGUCUGAAGACGAGCACGUUUGAGUCACAUUGCUAGAGGUCAUAAUUGGACAGUGCAUGGUUAGCUCAACCAUUGGCAAGGAAAUUUAUGAAAUAGAGCUGUUAAAAGACCACAAUC